Procambarus clarkii (red swamp crayfish) is the source of this 744-nucleotide messenger RNA. Its product is annotated as spidroin-2-like. Lineage: Eukaryota; Metazoa; Arthropoda; Malacostraca; Decapoda; Cambaridae. The record is from RefSeq and is a predicted model, not a curated record.
AUGAACUACGACACAGACCUAAUAGGUCUGGAUUCACGACCCACAGACACAGGACUCACCGACACCGGACCCACAGACACCGGACCCACCGACACCGGACCCACCGACACCGGACCCACAGACACCGGACCCACAGACACCGGACCCACCGACACCGGACCCACAGACACCGGACCCACCGACACCGGACCCACAGACACCGGACCCACAGACACCGGACCCACAGACACCGGACCCACAGGCACCGGACCCACAGACACCGGACCCACAGACACCGGACCCACAGACACCGGACCCACAGACACCGGACCCACCGACACCGGACCCACCGACACCGGACCCACCGACACCGGACCCACAGACACCGGACCCACCGACACCGGACCCACCGACACCGGACCCACCGACACCGGACCCACAGACACCGGACCCACAGACACCGGACCCACCGACACCGGACCCACCGACACCGGACCCACCGACACCGGACCCACCGACACCGGACCCACCGACACCGGACCCACCGACACCGGACCCACCGACACCGGACCCACAGACACAGGACCCACAGACACAGGACCCACAGACACAGGACCCACAGACACAGGACCCACAGACACAGGACCCACAGACACAGGACCCACAGACACAGGACCCACAGACACAGGACCCACAGCAGCUGCAAAAAACAGAAUCCAAGAGCUAUCCAGAAUCAACGCACAUUCACACCAUAAAAUUUACUGA